This is a messenger RNA of Cylindrotheca closterium, 483 nucleotides long. The record is from the annotation of a GenBank genome assembly. NCBI's taxonomy places the organism in Eukaryota, Bacillariophyta, Bacillariophyceae, Bacillariales, Bacillariaceae.
AUGGUCAUCUGUGGCAUUAACGAUGCAACCCUAUUCCAAGGACAUACGCACGCUGAGAGAAUCGCUUAUGAAAUAUUCUCUGAUGAUUUUAGCACUACAAUGGAUGUAUCCAUUGACAAACUUAACGAUGAACUCAAAACCCUAGCAGGAAUGACUGCUGCACAAGGGCAAAUUCGAUUGAUGCCUGAACGAUCCAUUGAUGUUGAAGGCAAGGGAAGAGAUGCAUUUACCACCCUACGCACCCACUACAAAGGAGAAGGACUCCUAGCCCACAACAUUGUUGAGGCCGGACACACCAUCAAGAACCUAUGCUAUGUGGGAGAAAAGCCUACGAUGAACUGGGCCAUGUUUGAACGCAUGCUGAAGAAAGCAUACGCAGCAUGCGACAAACAUGAGGGGAGAGUAGUACAUUUGGAGGCAAUGAAACUACGUAGCCUGCAAGGUUACUGCAUCGUUUCUACAACUGAACAAGACGGCGAUUGA